This is a messenger RNA of Manihot esculenta (cassava), 4043 nucleotides long. Its product is annotated as tetratricopeptide repeat protein SKI3. Lineage: Eukaryota; Viridiplantae; Streptophyta; Magnoliopsida; Malpighiales; Euphorbiaceae. The coding region runs from base 183 to 3746 and encodes 1187 amino acids. Gene Ontology annotation, cellular component: Ski complex. The transcript has 20 exons. Gene Ontology annotation, molecular function: protein binding. The record is from RefSeq and is a predicted model, not a curated record.
AAAUUUCAAUCGCAGAGACGUGAGUUGCACUGAACUGCGUGGUGGAGCCGAACCUGACGUGGCAAAAUAUAAGUGGUAUUGUUCGAAAGCGCCAUUCAUCUGCGGGAACUGCGACGGAAAACUGAAAAAGACUGCCUUCUUUAUGUUAGGGUUUUAGCACUUCCCGAAUCCUAAAUCUUAACAUGUCAAAAACGCAGGAGAAAGAAGAAGACGAAGAAUUCAGAGCUCAGUUGACGCACUUGGAGGAGUCUGUGGAAGACCAUCCUGAAGACCCCUCUCUACGUUUUAAUCUCGGACUCCUACUGUGGGAGAAAGGAGGUCAGUUCAAGGAAUUCAAGGAAAAAGCCGCCGAACAUUUUGUUAUUUCGGCCAAAUUGAAUCCUCACAAUGCAGCUGCUUUCGCAUAUUUGGGCCAUUACUAUUCUCGCUUUACCGCUGAUUCUCAGAGGGCUCUUAAGUGUUACGAGAGGGCUAUCACCCUUAACCCUGAUGAUUCUGAGUCUGGGGAAUCCCUCUGUGAUAUGUUGGACCAUUCUGGAAAGGAGACCUUGGAGCAGGCAGUGUGUGGGGAAGCCUCAGAAAAGUCACCCAGGGCCUUUUGGGCUUUCCGUAGAUUGGGUUACCUCCAUCUCCACCACCGCAGAUGGUCGGAGGCCGUUCAGAGCCUUCAACACGCAAUUCGAGGUUAUCCGACCUGUGCUGAUUUAUGGGAAGCUCUGGGUCUAGCCUACCAGCGACUUGGCAUGUUUACUGCUGCUACUAAGUCCUACGGGCGGGCCAUUGAGUUGGAUGAUACCAGAGUCUUUGCUUUGGUUGAAAGUGGAAAUAUCUUCUUGAUGAUUGGUUCCUUCAGAAAGGGAGUUGAGCAGUUUCAGCGUGCACUCGAGAUUUCACCUCAAAAUGUGUCUGCAAACUAUGGGCUUGCUUCUGGACUCCUUGGUUUGUCAAAGGAAUGUAUGAAUUUGGGUGCAUUCAAAUGGGGAGCAUCAUUAUUAGAGGAUGCAGGGAAAGUUGCAGAAGUAAAUGGUCAGUUGGCUGGAAAUGUUUCUUGUAUCUGGAAGUUGCAUGGUGACAUCCAACUCACCUAUGCAAAAUGUUUUCCCUGGACGAAAGGGGACCAUAGUGCAGAAUUUGAUGUGGACACUUUUGAAGCUUCCAUCUUUUCCUGGAAGCAAACCUGUCAUUUGGCUGCUAUGUCUGCAAAAAGGUCUUAUCAACGGGCUCUGCAUUUGGUCCCAUGGCAAGCUAACCUCUAUAUUGAUAUUGGAAUAACAUUGGAUCUCAUUUCUUCUAUGAAUGAAAAUUAUGGGCUUGACUUGUAUCCUUGGCAGCUAUCAGAGAAGAUGGCUUUGGGGGGAUUGUCACUUGAGGGUGACAAUUAUGAGUUCUGGCUGGCACUAGGGUGUUUAUCUGGACAUAAUGCAAUGAAACAGCAUGCUUUGAUCAGGGGAUUGCAACUGGAUGUAUCAUCAGCUGUUGCUUGGUCAUAUCUGGGGAAGCUUUAUAGAGAAGAAGAUGAGAAGAAGUUGGCAAGACAAGCAUUUGAUUGUGCUAGAAGUGUAGAUCCCUCACUUGCACUGCCGUGGGCAGGAAUGGCCGCUGAUGCUAAUGCUAGGGAGCCCACAACAGACGAGGCUUUUGAGAGCUGCUUACGAGCUGUGCAAAUAUUUCCUCUUGCGGAAUUCCAAGUUGGUCUGGCUAAGCUUGCUUUGCUUUCGGGGAACCUUGCAUCUUCACAGGUACUUGGAGCUAUCCAGCAGGCAGUCCUGCGUGGCCCUCAGUAUCCUGAAUCUCAUCAUUUGAAAGGGCUAGUUUGUGAGGCACGGUCUGAGUAUGAAGCUGCUGUUGCUUCAUAUAAGCUAGCACGCUGUGCAAUCAACAUUUCACCAGGCACUGCUUCAAAUGCUCACCUCCGGGAUAUAGCAGUUAACUUGGCCCGAUCUCUUUGUAGGGCAGGGUAUGCUGCAGAUGCUGUUGAAGAAUGCAAAUACUUGAGGAAAGAAGGUGUCCUUGAUGCGGAAGGCAUACAGAUAUAUGCUUUCUCACUAUGGCAACUUGGUAAGUGCGAUCUUGCCCUCUCGUUGGCAAGGGAUCUGGUUUCCAGUGCCAGUUCAUUGGAGAAAACAUCUGCAGCCGUUUCUGUCAGUUUCUUCUGCAGAUUGCUUUAUUACAUUUCUGGACUAGAUUCAGCAAUUUCUAGCAUUUUGAAAAUGCCAAGGGAACUGUUUGAGAACUCAAAAUUCAGCUUUAUACUGUCUACUAUACAUGCUCUUGACCAGAGUAAUAGGCUUGAAUCAGUUGUUUCAACCAGUCGUUACUUCAUUGUAUCUCAUGAAGAUGUCACUGGAAUGCAUUGCUUAAUAGCACUUAGUAAAUUGGUGAAGCAUGGAUCAGAUUCUUGCCUUGGAUAUCAGGAUGGAAUUAGUUACCUUAAGAAAGCCCUUCACAAGUACCCCAACAGUAAAUUAAUGAGGAACUUGCUCAGUCACCUUUUGCUAUCCACCGAGGAAGGGGAACAUACUCAUGUAGCAAGUAGGUGCUGCAUUAUAGAUUCCUCCUACUAUGGCAGUAAAGUAGGUCUAAAGUCUGGGUGGGAGCUCCUUGGUGCCGGUUCAGUUGCUUGCUAUGCAAUUGGCAAUAAAGAUCCAAAGUUCUCUUUCCCAACAUGUGGUUAUCAAUGUAUGAAAGGACCUGGAGCCAUUCGAGAACUCCAGAAGUACUUGCGUCAGGAACCAUGGAAUCAUAACGCACGAUAUUUGCUAAUACUUAAUAUUUUACAGAAGGCACGUGAAGAGAGAUUUCCUCGGCAACUUUGUGUCAUACUCAAGAAACUACUUUCUGUGGCACUUUCCAAUGAGCUAUAUUCUAGAGAAAGCUUUUCAUAUCAAUAUCAAAAGUUUCAGCUUCUGCUAUGUCUUUCUGAAAUUAGUUUGCAAUGUGGGAAUCAAUCUGACUGUAUUGAGCAUGCUAGACGUUCUGUGUCCCUUUGUAUCCCUAAUAACUACCGUUUUUUUGGGCAUUUACUGUUAUGUCGAGCCUAUGCUGUUGAAGAAAACUUUGUAAAUCUUCAGGAAGAGUAUAUUAGAUGCCUGGAGAUCAAGACAGAUUAUCAUAUAGGAUUGAUAUGUCUUAAGAUCAUGGAAUCCCAAUACUACAUUGAAACUGAUUCAAAUAUCUCAGAGCUGAGUUUCAAGGAUUGUUUAAAGGAAUGGAAGAAUUCAUGGAAUAUGUGGGCGGCUGUAUUUAAUUUGGUUUUGGGUUUAAUAUCCAUAUGGAAUGAGGAUUUUUUAUCUGCUGAAGCAUUUCUUUCGCAAGCUUGUUUGCUGGCGGGCACUGACAGCUGUCUUUUUCUCUGUCAUGGUGCCAUCUGUAUGGAGCUUGCCAAAAUGUCAAGUAGCUACCAAAUUUUAUCAUUUGCUAUAAGGAGUCUUACCAAAGCUAAUACAAAUUCUAUCAUUCCAUUGCCUAUUGUGUCUUUAUUGAUGGCACAAGCAGAAGGGAGCCUUGGCUCUAAGCAGAAAUGGGAGAGGAAUCUUCGCCUUGAAUGGUAUUCUUGGCCACCAGAAAUGAGGCCUGCAGAACUGUUCUUUCAAAUGCAUUUGCUUGCACGUCGAUCAGAAGUGCAAAUUGACUCUUCAUCCAAUGUGGAAUUUUGUCAAAGCCCGCUGAAAUGGAUUCUACGGUCUAUUCAUACAAAUCCAUCUUGUUUGAGAUAUUGGAAGGUUUUACAGAAGAUUACAGAAUGAGUUGCACUCUAGCGAAAGACAAGGGUAAGAUGUGUAAUUUUUCAAGUGCUACUGUUAGUCUAGUUGAGAUUGUAGUUGGAAACGUAGUGAUAGUUUGUAUUUAGUUAAGCCUUAUUUUCGGGUUGUUGUACCUUAAUUUAUGUUGCUGUACCUGUUGUACAGAAACUUUGUUUCUGAAGUUUUCUGGAGUUGUCUUAUGAAAAGUGUAAGUAGCUUUAAAAAUUUUGUAUAAAAGCUUUCUUUUGUAACUUUUACAGCAGAUUAAUACCAGAUCAAUAGAGAAGUUUCUUCUUCAAA